UCGCGGAUCAUGCUGGAGUUUUAGGUGCACCGCUAAUAGAAUGGGGGCUGUCGUCUGGUUGUUUCUCUUUUUACAGUUGUGCAAUUUCUUUGCAGGCUUUACGGUUGCUGAUGAACCAAAUGAAGAAGUUAAAAUAGAAGUGGUGUUCUUGCCCGAAAAAUGCACACAGAAGAGCAAAAAAGGCGAUUUAAUGAAUGCUCAUUAUGAUGGCUACCUUUCAAAUGGUACAAAAUUCUACUGCAGUCGUUCAGAAAAGGAUGGGCACCCCAAGUGGUUUGUAUUGGGUGUUGGACAAGUGAUCAAAGGCCUUGACAUUGGAAUGAAAGGCAUGUGUCCUGGGGAAAAAAGAAAACUAACAAUCCCUCCUUCGUUAGGGUUUGGAAAACAAGGGAAAGCGGACUUAGUCCCACCUAAUGCCACGCUGACCUUUGAGGUUGAACUGCACCAUAUCUCUAGAGGUCCACGUAGCAUGGAGGCUUUCAGAGAAAUGGACUUUGACAACAGCAGAAGCCUGACUAAGGAUGAGAUUAGGAAGUUCCUGGUGAUGGAGGACAAGAAAGGUGGAAAAGUACGUGAAGACUCAUUUUAUGACGCCGUCAUUACAGAUGUAUUCCGCAAGAGUGAUCACAAUGGGGACGGAGAGAUAUCUGCGAAAGAGUACAACGUCUAUGAACAUGAUGAGCUCUAGCAUCUAGCACUAAGAGCACUGACUCAGCUGGGAUGUUAUAUAUGUGAUUCAAAUAAUGCA
Messenger RNA from Megalops cyprinoides (Indo-Pacific tarpon), 748 nucleotides. It is a transcript of the gene fkbp7, whose product is annotated as FKBP prolyl isomerase 7. The record is from RefSeq and is a predicted model, not a curated record. Lineage: Eukaryota; Metazoa; Chordata; Actinopteri; Elopiformes; Megalopidae. Gene Ontology annotation, molecular function: peptidyl-prolyl cis-trans isomerase activity; calcium ion binding. The coding region runs from base 41 to 688 and encodes 215 amino acids. The transcript has 4 exons.